GGAUAACAGAGCAACACGAAUUUCUUGAAGUACCACCACCACCACCACCUUCUCCGGUUGUCGGAUAUGCUUCUGUUGUGACACCUCUUGCUACACGUACAAAGUAUUUUUCCACUGGUCACUCUGCAUGCCUGCCGUUUCUUUUCUAACAGACAAACAUAAAAAGCUGAAGGAGUUAGCAGGAUUUUUACGUAUGAAUUGAUGGUUAUAAUGGGAAGAAUCAUAUUCCCAUCGUGCCCGCCUCUUGCUUUCUAGAGAGAUCAGUUUGGCAAUUGGGGUCAAGUAAAAAUGGAAGUACAUAACAAUAGCAGGAUGAACAAACUGUUUGGACAUUUGGCAAGUUUUAUGAGACGAUCCAUAUUUCGUGUUCUAUGCAACGGUCCCAUUCCCAGUCAUCUUUCCGUCAUAAUGGAUGGAAAUCGGAGGUUUACUAAGAAGGAGAACCUGAAGCCAGGGGCUGGUUAUAGGGCUGGGUUUUCAGCUCUUAUGUCCAUGCUUAAGUACUGCUAUGAGUUGGGGGUGAAGUAUGUAACCAUUUUUGCCUUUGGCAUUGAUAAUUUUAAAAGGCGAUCUGAUGAGGUUCAGGUUAUAAUGGAUCUAAUGCUGGAGAAGACUUUGGGGAUGCUCAAGGAAGAAAGCAUAGUCCAUCAGUAUGGUGUUAGAGUAUAUUUUAUUGGUAAUUUGAAGCUUCUAGAUGAGCCACUCAGGGUUGCAGCAGAAAAGGUUAUGAGGACUACCUCCAACAAUACGAAGUUUGUGCUUUUGAUUUGCGUAGCCUAUUCAUCAACUGAUGAGAUAGCCCAUGCUGUCCAAGAAUCUUGUCAAGAAAAAUGGAAAGAAAUUGAGCAUUCCAACUCUGAUAAAGUUUCCAAUGAUUUAGUUAAAGUAGAAGCUGGUAAGAACAUAAAUAAUGCUCGAGAAUUCUGCAAAGAGGAAGCAGAUGAACUCCAAGCAGGGAAAGCAAGUUCAGAAAGUGAUGGUGUGAAUAAAGGAACGGAAGAGAUUUGCAAUGAACAUAGUGUCACUGCGAAUGCUAUCCAAAGAUCAGGUUUUGGAGACAAAUGGGAUGAUGAAGGUCAACCGUUGUGGGAAACUAGAAGUGGCAACAGUGUCAGUGGCAAUCUAGAUGAAGAAAGGGAGAAGAUGCAAUCUAAUUCUAUCAUAAAGCAGGUAGAUCUCCAGAAGCACAUGUACAUGGCAGUAGCUCCUGACCCUGAUAUACUGAUCCGAACUGCGGGGGAGACCCGUCUGAGCAACUUCCUACUUUGGCAGGCUGGUGACUGCCCACUGUAUUCUCCGGAUGUACUGUGGCCAGAGUUUGGUCUACGACACUUGGUUUGGGCGGUCCUAAACUUCCAGCGGAGUUGUGCUUAUUCGGAGAAGAAAAAGAAGCAGCUGUAGCCUUUUCUUUCCUCAGGGUGUUUAUAAGAAUUAUGCAGCUUUACUCAUAUUCAUAAUGUGCCCUCGCAUCACAUGUGAGGGACAGUUGAGCAUAUACUUCUGAAAGCUUGGAACCACCAGCUUUGAUUUUCCUGCUAAUGUUCUGCAGCAGUCAACUUUAGAAAAAUAACGAUUUGUCAGUUCCCUUAAAAAUUGAUGAUUUGGCA
This is a messenger RNA of Ricinus communis (castor bean), 1607 nucleotides long. RefSeq names its product dehydrodolichyl diphosphate synthase 6. NCBI's taxonomy places the organism in Eukaryota, Viridiplantae, Streptophyta, Magnoliopsida, Malpighiales, Euphorbiaceae. Gene Ontology annotation, cellular component: endoplasmic reticulum. The transcript is spliced from 2 exons. The record is from RefSeq and is a predicted model, not a curated record. Bases 289 to 1401 code for a protein of 370 amino acids. Gene Ontology annotation, biological process: polyprenol biosynthetic process.